Molecule: messenger RNA, 1152 nt
Organism: Entamoeba invadens IP1
Lineage: Eukaryota; Evosea; Mastigamoebida; Endamoebidae
Exons: 1
Coding region: 1-1152 (383 amino acids)
Source: RefSeq, a predicted model, not a curated record
AUGAAUAAGAAUAAAUUUCAUCUGGUCAAAUCAAAAAUGACCAAGUUGAGCAGUUAUCACAUGAUGAUAGUUUCGAAACACUUUAAUACUAUCAAAGACUUCAUCAAUAUUGAGUUUGUAUCCAAGAAGUUCAAUGACAACAUGAAGAAGUUUCACUUCAACCCAAUUCCAAUCACCAAAUUAACAAUCAAACAUUUCCCAAAUAUCGAGACACUUCACUUAUAUAAUAAAACUGAUGAGAAUUUUGGGAAUGGAUUUAUUGAUAAUUUGAAGAAUGAUAAUCAUGAUUAUUAUGAAGAAAUUAACAAAAGAAAAAGCGUAACUGAAAAGAAAGUGUUUUACCAAAUUGUUGUUUGGUUUGGUGUUGGUGUUGAUGUUGUCAAUAGAACUAUUUCCCCAAACAUCAAAUUCAAAAAUGUGAUUUAUACUAAAGAUGAUGUAACAAAGUUUGGAAAUAAAAUACCAAACUCUGUCAAAACAAUUGAUGACUAUUGUUUUAAUAGAUAUAAUAAAUUAGAUUGUAUAAACAUUCCACCAAAUGUCAAAUCAAUUGGUGACCACUGUUUCUGUAAUUGUUUAAAUUUAACAAGUGUUACUAUUUCAUCAGGCGUCAAAACUAUCAGUCGUUCUUGUUUUUCUUAUUGUAUUCACCUCCUCGAAAUAAAAAUACCGCUAAGUGUCAAAUCAAUGGCUGAUGAUUGUUUUUAUAAUUGUUACAAUUUAAGCAGUGUUGAAAUAUCAACAAAUGUGACAUCAAUUGGUAAUUGUUGUUUCUUCGGUUGUUGUGCAUUAAGUUAUGUGACUAUACCAAAUAAUGUCUUAUCAAUGGGUAAAGGGUGUUUUUUUAACUGUUGUUUUUUGGAGACGAUUUCAAUUCCUUCAAGUGUCACUUCGAUUGGUAUUCAAUGUUUUGGAAAUUGUUCUCAGUUAAAUAGCGUGUAUAUACAACCAGGUGUUGAACAAUUUUAUUAUCAAUGUUUUGGUGGAUGUAUUCAAUUGACACAUGUUGAUAUACCUAUAAGUGUGACUUCAAUUGGUGAUAAAUGUUUUUUCAAAUGCAACAGCUUGACAAAAUUAAUUAUUCCAUCAAGUGUUGUUUCAAUUAGUAGUGAUUGUUUUCCGUCAAACACUUUAGUGAUACAAGAAAAAUGA